AUGGCUAAGAUGGUUGCUAACCGUAUGAAGCCACUGUUGGAGGGGAUUAUUUCUGAGUCCCAGAGUGCCUUCCUUCCGGGCAGAUUAAUAUCAGAUAAUAUUAUGAUAGCCUCGGAGGUCGGACAUUACCUAAGGAGAAAGCAAUUGGGCCAGGUAGGCUGGGCAGCUCUAAAGCUGGAUAUGGCCAAGGCGUAUGACAGGAUGGAAUGGCCUUUUGUGGAACAAAUGUUGAGGAGGUUAGGGUUUGAUGACAGGUGGGUGCAGCUGGUUAUGUUGUGUGUCCGUUCUGUGCGGUAUAAGGUUCUGAUUAAUGGUAGGCCUUCUGAGGAGAUUGUCCCCACGAGGGGUCUUAGGCAAGGUGAUCCCUUGUCUCCUUAUCUUUUUAUUAUCUGCGCAGAAGGGUUAUCUUUAUUGCUGCAAGAUUCUCAGACCAGGGGGUUAAUUCAUGGUUGUAGGGUGGCCAGGGGGGCUCCGUCUAUCUCACACUUGUUUUUUGCAGAUGAUAGUCUUCUCUUCUUUAAGGCAAAUCUGCAGGAAACGAUGGAGGUAAAGAGGUGCCUCGGUGUUUAUGAGGCCUAUUCUGGGCAGGCGGUCAACUUUAAUAAGUCGAGUAUUUCUUUCAGCCGCAAUACGAGGAAUGAAGUAAAAGAUCUCCUAGCCGGGGCCUUGGGGGUUGCUCAGGCAGAUGAUUUUGGUAAGUAUCUGGGCCUCCCUUCCGUGAUUGGCAGAAAUAAGAAGUUGGUUUUUGCUUAUAUUGAGCAGAAGAUGAAACAGAGGUUUGGGACGUGGAAUAAGCGGCUCCUGUCCAGAGCUGGUAAGGAGGUCCUUAUGAAGAGUGUGGCGCAGGCUAUGCCUACUUAUACAAUGAGCAUCUUUUUAAUCCCCAAAACUUUGUGUGCUUCCCUUGAGAGGUUGAUGAACAGAUAUUGGUGGGGGCGGAACGUAAGGGAGGAUAGUAUUCAUUGGUUGGCUUGGGACAGAAUGUGUAUGCCUAAGAAGUUUGGGGGUCUGGGCUUUAAACGGUUGCAUGAGUUCAAUUUGGCGUUACUUGCCAAGCAGGGUUGGCGCCUCCUCACGAAGCCAAACACGCUAAUGGCUCGUGUGUUAAAAGCAAGACGGAGGAUUGGCAAUGGGCGUACUACUCAGGUUUGGACACACCCUUGGUUGCCGGAUGCUCACGAUCCUUAUGUGUCUACUUUGCAGCCGGAUCCCAAUCAGGUUUUGACUAUGGCUGAUUUGGUGGAUGACUUAACGGGCGCAUGGAAUGGUACCUUGAUCCACCAGGUUUUUAAUGCACGGGAUGCCACCUUGAUUAACAAUCUGCCGUUGAAUGGUACUUACGACGACCUGUGGUUAUGGAACUUGAAAAUCCCACCUAAUUGGAAGAAUUUUAUGUGGAGAGCGCUGUCUAACAUUUUACCAACUCCUGAUAAUUUGGUUAAAAGGAGGGUGGAUCUAGUUAAUUUGCCAUUACCCCAUUAUAAUGGUGACAAUUUUCUGUUUUGGGCAGAAUUGUGGUUAGGUGGAGCAUCAGCGCUGGAUUGUGACAGUAAGGGGAAGAUGUGUGGCUUGUUGCAUAGUAUUUGGACAGCACGAAAUUCGGCUGUAUGGAAUGGUUUCCUGCCAACCCCCACGGCUUUGUGUAGUCGGUUCCUAUCUACUUGGGCAGCAUGGAUGCAGCAUGGUGCCAGCCCGAGGAUCACACAGCAACAAGCAGUGUUGCAAGCUAAUCAAGGCCAGCAUGGCUUGGCAUGCUAUGUGGAUGCGGCGUUUCAAAAUAAUCAGCAGCAGCCAACUUACGGCUUUGUGGUGUUGGAGGAGGAUGGGAGGUACGUUGCUGCGGUGAAUGGUCCUUUGGUAUGCCCGUAUGAUCCCUUAAUGGCGGAGGCGAUGGCGGUGACUGAGGCGCUUUCUUGGCUAAAGAAUAAUGGUUACACGGCGGUCAGCCUAUUCACGGAUUGCGCGGUUUUGGUGUCUAGUAUUAGAAAUGCAUGUUCCUUUCGUUCUUAUUUUGGUUUUAUUUUAGACUCGUGUAUUCGUUUAAUUUCUUCUAUGCCUGGUACUGUAGUCUCGUAUGUUAGACGGGACGCAAAUGUUGCGGCACAUAUGUUAGCUAAGCAUAGUAAUGCGCCUGCUGGUGGUACUGUUUGGAGGGAUGGUCCUCCGUCUUUCUUGGAGCCGAUUUUGGCAAAUGCAAUCUGA
This is a messenger RNA of Ipomoea nil (Japanese morning glory), 2202 nucleotides long. RefSeq lists its product as uncharacterized. The record is from RefSeq and is a predicted model, not a curated record. Gene Ontology annotation, molecular function: nucleic acid binding; RNA-DNA hybrid ribonuclease activity. The coding region runs from base 1 to 2202 and encodes 733 amino acids. NCBI's taxonomy places the organism in Eukaryota, Viridiplantae, Streptophyta, Magnoliopsida, Solanales, Convolvulaceae. The transcript has 4 exons.